AUGGCGAUGUUGACCAUUCUUCUGCUUCUCAGCGCUGCCAUUGCACUGGGCGAAGCCUUAACUCUGGAUGAAGCAAAUGCUAUGGUGGCAUCUGCAGCAGAUAAAAAAAGCCCAUGCCCCACAGACUGGUUCCAGUUUAAUUCACGCUGCUUCACGUUUGUCCAGACUGCAAGGACAUGGCCUGAAGCAGAGCGCCACUGUAUGUUCCUUGGAAGAAAACUGACGUCUGUGCAGAACACUGUAAAGUACCUUGGAGCAAACCUGGCAUCUGUGCACAGCUCUGAGGAGUCCCAAUUUCUACAGGCGGUGGUGUUGAUCAAGACUGGCGAUUUCCCUCUGACCUGGAUUGGAGGAUAUGAUGCUGUCCAGGCAAAUGUGGAAAAGGACAGGCUAUGGUUCUGGAGUGACGGAUCUACAUUUGAUCACCAGAACUGGGCGAAAGACGAGCCCAGUAACUAUAACGGUGCCAGAGAGCCAUGUGUUCAGAUGAACUUUGGAGGUAAACAUGCCUGGAAUGAUGAAUUAUGUGGAAGGAGAUAUCCCUCUGUGUGCUCCAUAAGGACCUGUUCAAUCCAUCAAACUAUCAACUAAAACCAAGCAUUCUACUGCGUAGUGUCAGCAACCUAACUGAAAUUUAAAAUACUUUAAUUUGCUGUAAAAUGAAAGUUUAGUUACUUGUUGCAGACAAUGUUGAUGUGGUUUGUUGUCAAUAAAACAGGUGUA
This is a messenger RNA of Oncorhynchus kisutch (coho salmon), 723 nucleotides long. Its product is annotated as ladderlectin-like. Lineage: Eukaryota; Metazoa; Chordata; Actinopteri; Salmoniformes; Salmonidae. The coding region runs from base 1 to 591 and encodes 196 amino acids. The record is from RefSeq and is a predicted model, not a curated record. The transcript has 5 exons.